AUGUCAGCCGCCCUCAUUGACACCGACGACGUGAUGGAGCCUUCGCUCCAGUCCAUCCUCGACCAAAAGACCCUCCGCUGGAUUUUUGUCGGCGGCAAGGGUGGUGUCGGCAAGACCACCACCUCCUCCUCCCUCGCCAUCCAGCUCGCCAAGGUGCGCCGCUCCGUGCUGCUCAUCUCGACCGACCCCGCGCACAACCUAUCCGAUGCCUUUGGCCAAAAGUUCGGCAAGGAGGCUCGCCCCAUCAACGGCUUCGAUAACUUGAGCGCCAUGGAGAUCGAUCCCAACGGCAGCAUGCAGGACCUCUUGGCCGGUCAGCUUGACGAGGGUGAUGAUGCCAUGGGUGGGUUGGGAAAUGUCGUCCAGGACAUGGCUGCGGCAAUUCCUGGUAUCGAUGAGGCCAUGUCCUUCGCCGAAGUAAUCAAGCAGGUGAAAAGCCUCUCUUACGACGUCAUCGUCUUCGAUACUGCUCCCACCGGGCACACCCUUCGCUUCCUCCAGUUCCCCACCGUCCUCGAAAAGGCCCUCGCCAAGGUUACCCAACUCUCCUCCCAGUUCGGGCCUCUCCUAAACGGCAUCCUGGGCCCUGGCGGCCAGCUGCCCAAUGGCCAAAACCUCAAUGACACCAUCGAGAAGCUCGAGGGCCUGCGCGCCACCAUUAGCGAGGUCAACAACCAGUUCAAGGAUGUCAACCUCACCACCUUUGUCUGCGUCUGCAUUCCCGAAUUCCUAUCUCUAUACGAGACGGAGCGCAUGAUCCAGGAGCUCGGUAACUACGGCAUCGAUACCCACACUGUUGUCGUCAACCAGCUCCUCUUCCCCAAGAAGGGCAGCAACUGCGAGCAGUGCACUGCCAGGAGGAAAAUGCAAAAGAAGUACCUGGAGCAGAUUGAGGAACUCUACGACGAAUUCAACGUUGUCAAGAUGCCCCUCUUGGUCGAGGAGGUGCGCGGAAAGGAGAAGUUGGAGAAGUUUAGCAGCAUGCUCGUGCAGCCUUACGUACCGCCGGAGGCUGAUGAAUAG
Messenger RNA from Parascedosporium putredinis, 1023 nucleotides. The record is from the annotation of a GenBank genome assembly. NCBI's taxonomy places the organism in Eukaryota, Fungi, Ascomycota, Sordariomycetes, Microascales, Microascaceae.